Messenger RNA from Capsella rubella, 1963 nucleotides. Its product is annotated as peptidyl-prolyl cis-trans isomerase CYP63. Gene Ontology annotation, biological process: protein peptidyl-prolyl isomerization; protein folding. The coding region runs from base 99 to 1862 and encodes 587 amino acids. Lineage: Eukaryota; Viridiplantae; Streptophyta; Magnoliopsida; Brassicales; Brassicaceae. Gene Ontology annotation, molecular function: peptidyl-prolyl cis-trans isomerase activity. The transcript is spliced from 14 exons. The record is from RefSeq and is a predicted model, not a curated record.
AAUUUUCCAAUCUCUUUUUUUUUUUUUAGCUCGAUAAACGGCCGCGGCUACUCGUUUCACCGUCUCCGUUUAGUCUCCGGCUCGCUCGAUUCGCUGCGAUGACUAAAAAGAAGAAUCCUCAUGUUUUCUUGGAUGUAUCAAUUGGUGGCGAUCCAGUUGAACGGAUUGUUAUUGAGCUCUUUGCCGAUGUUGUCCCCAAGACCGCUGAAAACUUCCGUGCCCUCUGCACAGGUGAAGCGGGCGUUGGAAAGACCACUACCAAGCCUCUACAUUUCAAAGGAUCAUCUUUCCAUCGAGUAAUCAAAGGAUUUAUGGCUCAAGGAGGUGAUUUUUCUGUUGGAAAUGGCACUGGUGGGGAGAGCAUCUAUGGUGGGAAGUUUUCAGAUGAGAAUUUUAGACUGGACCAUGAUGGAGCUGGAGUCCUUUCGAUGGCAAAUUCUGGCCCAAACACCAACGGGUCCCAAUUUUUUAUACUUUUUAAACGCCAGCCACAUCUUGAUGGGAAGCAUGUUGUAUUUGGCAAAGUUGUUGAGGGAAUGACAGUAAUCAAGAAAAUGGAACUUGUAGGGACGAGUGAUGGAAAACCUACUAGCCCAGUUAAGAUAAUAGACUCUGGAGAUACGUCUCAGAUAAGAGCACAUGAUGUUUCUGAAAGAGAAAAAGGGAAAUCAAAAAAAUCGAACAAGGGCCUUUCUUCUGAUAAUGUAUCUGACCGUGAAGCUAAGGGGACACACAAAAAAAAAUCGAAGGAGAAAAGGAUAAAGCGAAAAAGAUACUCUUCCUCGGAUUCUGAUAGCUUAAGUUCUGACUCAGAUUCGGAAUCAGAGACAUAUUCAUCCUCCUAUGAGUCUAGUUCUUCCAGUGAUGGAAAGCGUAGGAAGAGGAGAACAAAGAGACACAAAGGCCGACGCGGGGAACAAAAAAUUAAAGGACGAAAUGGCAAAAAGAAAGCUAGAAAACCUCGGCGCAGAAACCCGGAUAGUUCAAGUGACAGCGAGAGUAACAGCAUGAGCAGCAGUUCUGACGAUGAGAGAGUGGGCCGCGAUAAAGCCAGAAAGUCAGUGAAAGCUAAAGGGAAUGCUGCUGAUUCUAGUCCUGCAGAGAAGAGCCUUCUGAGAAAGGAGUCAGAUUCUUUGCUGAAGAACAAUGAACCCGUGGGUAAUGGAAAGGCCACCAAAGCUGAUCACCGCGCUGACUUGGAUGAUUCAGUGAAAUCGAGGAGCAGGAGCCCAAUUCGUAGGAGAAACCAAAACAGCAUGAGCAAAAGUCCUAGUAGGAGCCCUGUGAGAGAUCUUGGAAAUGGAAGCAGAAGUCCGCGUGAGAAGCCAACAGCGGAUACUGUGGGCAAAUCUACCAGAAGCCCUUCUCCAAGUGGUGUGCCCAAGCGCAUCCGAAAAGGGCGUGGGUUCACCGCACGCUAUUCCUUUGCUCGGAAGUACCGUACACCUUCUCCUGAGCGUUCCCCUCCUCGACAUUGGCCGGACAGAAGAAGCUUCCAGGACAGGAACAGGGAUAGGUAUCCGAUAAACAGGAGUUACUCUGACCGCUCACCGAGGAGACGCUUUAGAAGCCCACCCAGAAGGAGCCCUCCAAGGUAUAACCGGAGGAGAAUGAGCAUUUCUCGGAGUCCAGAUGGGUACCACAGACGAUUGAGAGAAGAAAGCAGGAGCCAGAGUCCAAGGCGUCGCAGCCCUAGCCGCAGCCCUAGAAAGAGGCAGCCAAUUAGCGAAGACCUUAAAUCCCGUCUUGGUCCACAGAGAUCCUCCAUCGGCAGAGGACCCACCUCUCCUGUAGAAUCACGCAGCCCUUCUCGCUCAACCUCUCCAUCUGGACAGAGAGGUCUGGUGAGCUAUGCCGAUUGAUGAACACUCUUGUAUUGGAUUUUGGGGAUGCGGGAGUUUUUUGUAGUAAUUUCCGUAUUUUAGUACCAGCAGUUGUAAUAAUAAUUUGGGAAUUGUGUUGA